AUGCCAUUAAAACCUACCUGCCCUAUUUGUAAUUCCCGUAAAUGGAAUUUGGAUAGUUUAGGAGGUCAAGUAUGUGAGAAUGGACAUCAACGAAGGGGAUAUCAAAUACUAGAGAGCGAAGAAUUUUCAAAAGGCAGGAAAAAGCGUAACAUUCAACCAAAGAAAGCUAAAGCGAAUAUUAAAACACAAAGACCACUGUACGUAACCCAUAAAGAAACACAAAAAUUAUUUAUGGUGUCAACUCAAUUUGUUUUGAGAAAGUUAAUACACAUUUUAAUACAUGAAAUGGGAUUUCCACCACAAUUUGAACGGGCACCAGUUGAAAGUGACAACGAAUUUGGGGAUGCUACAACAAAAGAAAAAUCUAUCGAAGAAAAAUUUCGUAUGUCGAAUAUUUUGUAUGAGUUUAAACUUUCUUACUUGUUAUGCAUUUUACAUCUCGGGUGUAUUUGGAUGAGAUUUCCUGUAUUGAUGAAUGAUAUUCAUCGUUGGGCAAAUUCUGGUCGAUUACCAUUUAAAGAGGUUCACAGAGAAAUUCCCGAAAGUAUAAAAGCAAUUUUAAGAGGAAAAUUUUUAUCUAAAUUGUUUCAUGUCAAACGAUUAAAUUCAGUAUAUCGUUUGUCACUUAUGGAACAUACUUUUGUCAAAUUUUAUAAUAAAUAUUAUGGAAUAGUUUUUCCUGAAAUUAAUUCGUCUCCUGUACUUUAUCGGUUUAUAAGGGAUCUAAUGUUGCCAAUAGAAACAUAUUCAGUUGCAAAGGAAUUAUUACAGUUGAUUAAUUUGAAGCUUGACUGGAGUCAAGCUGCACAAUAUCAUCCAGAUAAUUUAUUAUUGGGAAUUGUAAUUGUGGUUACCAAAUUGAUUUAUGGCUUGGAUCAUAAUAAAAGUGAUAGUGACGAAAUUAUUCAAUAUUUUCCUACAUUCGAAGAUUGGAUCAAAAAAUUAAGUGAUAGGCAUGAUAAACUCUUUCAGCAAGAGAUUCCAUGGGAUUUUGUCGAUAUAAAAGAAUGGAUGGAAAAAAAUCCUGAUAAAUAUAUUGAAUAUUGUGCAGGACUAUUAUUAUCUAAUGUAAAUCAAGAAUCAAAAGAAUCAAAAGAAUCAUCAACUAUAAAUAAAAGAAAAGAUGGUGAUAAAAAAAUACAAUUGUCUAAGCCAUUCCAACAAUUCUCAAAGACAGUAGCAAUUGAGAUAGAAAAUAAAACGCUUGAAAAUGAAAUAAAUGAUCUUAAAGAAUCACUUAAACUUUAUAAAUCUCAACUUAAAAAUUCAAAGGCUGAAUUAACCAUUCAAGAAUUUUAUAAAAUUAUAAAGAAAAUCAAUAAUUUCCAAAAAAAAAUCGAAAGUUUAAAAAAUAAAGAAUUUUAUGUUGAACCAAUUGAAGAUGAAAUUCGGGAAUUAAAUUUCUGUAUAAAAAAUAAUUCAAUAGGUGAUGAAGAAUACCAGCAAGAAUCACAUCAAAAAAGUUAUAAUAUUCAGGAUAGAUAUUCUACAUUUUUAUAUAAGAAGGAUGAUGAUGAACGAUCACCAAAAUUGAAUAUUGGAGAAAAAUAUACUUCUUAUCAAUUAAAUAGAUUAAGAUUUCGUAGUAAACGUGAUGAUUGGUUUCAAAAACAAGUAGAGUUAAUUGGUGCAUAUCAUGAAGACUAUGAAAGAGUCUUGAUACUUUUUUCUAGCUUAACUGGAGAAUCCAUCAAUAAAGUACAGGCAGCAGUAAUUAAAAUUGAAUAUGAUUUAUAUAAAGCAAUUGAGAAUGAAAGUUUGUAA
Molecule: messenger RNA, 1764 nt
Organism: Diversispora eburnea
Lineage: Eukaryota; Fungi; Glomeromycota; Glomeromycetes; Diversisporales; Diversisporaceae
Source: the annotation of a GenBank genome assembly